Messenger RNA from Oenanthe melanoleuca, 1960 nucleotides. It is a transcript of the gene CLRN3, whose product is annotated as clarin 3. The record is from RefSeq and is a predicted model, not a curated record. NCBI's taxonomy places the organism in Eukaryota, Metazoa, Chordata, Aves, Passeriformes, Muscicapidae. Bases 126 to 821 code for a protein of 231 amino acids. The transcript is spliced from 3 exons.
CACUGCUGUUUGCUUAAAGUUCACCAGGAUGACUUUGCGCGCUCGGACGGCGCCGGGCAGGAAUCACCUACAUGGUGAAGGGGAUUAAAGGGAACCAAAUCCUCUGAACUGGGGGGAAAACCAAGAUGCCAUCCAGGAAGAAAAGCUGCAUGUUUGGCUGCUCCUUCUGUGCCUGCGUGGGCUCCCUGGCGCUGAUCUGCGUGGCGCUGGCCACGCCGCGCUGGGCCGGCAGCGAGCUGCGCUUCGCGCGCGCCGGCUCCAACCUCACCAUCAGCCUCACCUACGGCCUCUUCAGGGGCACCUGUGAGCAGUUCGUGGAUCUAGGGCUCCAGGUGCCCAAAAACACCUUCCAAGUCUCUGAUGCCCUGAGCAGCAGCAGCAGCAGCAGCAGCAGGAGCCUGAACGUCGCCACCAUCGUGCUGCUGGUGCUGGCCCUGCUCAGCUCCCUGCUCAGCUCUGCCUUCACCUGCACCAACGCUGUCAGCAACCCCUACCAGACAUUCCUGGGACCCGUGGGAGUCUACACCUGGAAUUCUGUGUGUGGAGUCCUCAUCCUCCUAGCCAUGAUCCUUUUCCCUGUGAACGUGGAAGGGAGCAGGCUGCCUGUAGAUCUGGUCCCUGGAGGAUGUUCCACCCAGGUGGAGACACACCUUGGAUCCAAGCACAGCUAUGGAUAUUCCUACUGGAUCAUGCUGCUCAUCCUUCUCCUGAACAUUGCUUCUCUCACCAUCAUCUACUUCUACGACCACGCCACGUAUUCCAAGAAGAAAGAGCAGGAGAGACCCAUUGAAAACGCACCAAAGGAUGUAAUUCUGUUUUAAGGACACCUUGGAAAAGGGGGAGUGAAGGAAGAUGAUUUAAAUGUGGACAGCAAAUUUCUGUUUGCUCUGAGCCGUGGGCACACUUCAAUUCCCGUUUUGUUUUGAGGACACAAAAGCAGUUUUGGUUUCAGCUGAGCAGGAAGAUCAAAGCCAUUGGAGUGGGGUUUGGGAGCUCCAGGAUCCCUUGGGAUGAGCAGAAAUGGUCCCUGAGCUGCUGCUGCUCCGUUCCCUCCCUGCUCUGCUCAGGGAUCUCCUGUGGCCAAAAUCCCAGAGCACAGGGCUGGAGCCCCCCUGAUGCAGGGAUGGCACAGGGGGAGCAUCCAGGGGGAUGUCACAGCCUGUGGAGGUGGCACCUGGGGACACAGGUGGCCUUGGCACUGGGGAACGCUUGGACUCGCUGGAUUUCCCAACCUGGGUGAUUCAACAGUUCCAUGAGAGCAGAGAACAGUGAAUAAUAACGAAUAAUAAUGAAUAACCCAGAGUUAUUCAUGCACAGAAAAUGCUGUGAGCUCUGCCAGGAGCAAAGGGCAGGGCCCAGCCCCUGCACACAGGGCCCCAGCUGGGUCACCAGGCAGGGUUCCUGCCCAGGGCCACCCCUUUGCCAGCCUGAGGAGGAUUUUGUGUGCUCACAGGGACACACGAGUGCAGAGCUGGGGAGCUCCCUCCCCAUUCCUGCCAGCACUGGGACCUUGGGGCAGAUCCAAAGUGCAAAAUCCUGCUCAGAGCACGUGUUCCCCACUCUGGUCAGCACUCCUGCUCCUUUGCCCUCACUCUGCAGCCAGGAGAGACUUUUUUAUUCCUUUAAAAAGGAAAAAAAAAAAACCUUCCUUUUCCUUCCCAGUGUGAUUUUUCAGUCGUGCUCCAUAUCUGUGACACAAGAGGUGCUCGUGGAGAUAAAAAGCAUUUUGAAGAGGGGAUGAGGAGAUACAAGAGGUGAAUCCUCACUAUUUAUGUCAGAAAAAUAAAGUUUGGAGAUGAAAGCUGCCUGCACUUUGUGCAGCUGUGCUCUUUCAAAGCAGAGGGAUUUUCCAUCCCACUUAAAAGGGUGAUGAGGGCAGAGUGGGAAAUAAAAUAAAAAUAAAAGGGGGUUUCUAAGCCUUGAGGGGUGGCACAGGUCAAUAAAACCAGGGCUGAUCUUU